UGAUCGGGCCGUGUUUAUGAGGUCACCGCGGCGCAAGGUUCAGUCGUGGACCAGGCGGAGAUGACGCGCGCGCGGUGCUCGGGCUGCGCCCUGCUGGCGUUCUUGCUUUUGGUGCUGUGCCCCCUGGCCAUCUCACGCAACGAUGACGAUUUCGAUUUUGAUAGCAAUGACGAGUUCCAGGUUGAACUAACAGCGAACCAUUCAGAAAUAGCAAAAAAUGGCCUAAGAAGAUUAUGGGGUGUUCCCGACACAUCGGCCUACGUGGGGCAUUUGUUCCGUAUGGAGAUACCCAAAGAAGCUUUCUCCGGUGACGUAGUAGCUUACAAGGUAUACAGCAAGUCGUCUCGUCAGACGCCCAGCUGGCUGGCCGUGGACUCGCGGCACGGCCUGCUCAGCGGGCUGCCCCAGCGUGCGCAGCUCGGUGCGCACGCGCUCGCAGUUGUAGCGCACGGCCACACGCGUGGACUUACCGCCACUGACUACUUCACUAUAGAGGUGAAAGAAUCAAAUGAGAAGCCGCAAUCUAAAUACGGUUGGUGCCGUCACGAUGAGAACCGGCUGGUGCUGGUCAUCCUGGUCGACGGCGCCUUCCACCGCAUCCCGCCGCGACACCGCAUUCGUGCGCUCAUGGAUCUCGCCGCUUUUAUGGCUCUCGACGGGGACGAGUUCUCAAUGGAGCCAUACAAAGCGGAAUCGGUGCGUGGUCACGCUGUUCUGAUGAGCGGCGCGGGCACCACACAGCGCAAGCGCAGCGACGCCGCCACAGCCAUCUAUUUGAAUGUGGGUUGUAGCGACAAGUUGUGGUCGCGGCACAAGGUGCUGGUGGGCGGGCUGCGCGAGCAGGCGCGCGAUGGUACGCUGGCGCACUUGCUGCGCCUGCCCGUGCUCGGCUGGCGGCUGCUCUCAGUGCGCCCCACCAAGCCUGUAGUGCGACCUAAGAGACAGUCAUCUAUAGACGGUUCUGGAGCGUACGAUACAUACGAUGGUGAGGACGACGGCGCUGACUACAGCGGCGACUAUGACGACGAUGAUGACGACGAAGACUUCCCCAUUGACUCGCUUUCAGAGCCGCCCCCGGCGCACGCGCACCGCCACCACCACGGCGACAGCUGGCGCGCGCCACACACCACCACACACAUCUUUCAGACCCAGCCCGCAACAGAACUCGCGCCGCGGGAACCACCCCCACCCCCACCACAACCACAACCUGUCCCCCUGCCUCUCCCCCUCCCGCAACCAACCCCCGACACUACAACCGAACCCACCACUGCAGCCGCCACAGAGGAAACCACCCCCGAGCCCGUCACCACUAAUACGUACACAACAGAGGUAGUGAAAAUAACACCAUAUACAGAGGCGGUAUCGGAAUCAAGCGAAGUAAAUAAGGUGGAUCUAGGACUUGAGGAAGCUCGUAAGUUCCUCCACUCGCCUGUCAUCAUAUCACCUGAAGAUGCGUCUACUACUACAGAACCAGAAAUGCAAACUGUAAUAAUACGAGCGUCAAACGAACUGCCGCCGCCCUCCUCGGAAACGCCGACCACGCCGACAUCGGUGACGUCACCUUCGCCGUCACCCACCGACUUCGCCCCCAGCGAGACCACCACGCCGACAACUGUCUCCACCACGCAGUCCACCACGACUACCACCACUACAACCACCACGACGACAACGACGACGCCGGCGCCGACCACGACCGCCCCGCCGUCCACCACACCGCCUACGACCACGCCCCUCAUAAUUACGACCCCGCCCACAACCACGCCCCUACCGGAAACCACUCUACAGGAGGUUACAAAACAGGAGUUGCCGCUGUCGUCAGAGCGCAGCAGCACAAUAGUGGGGCGCACCACUGAGACUGUCACCUUCCCCAUGCCCCCCAACCAGCCGCCGGCACUGCGCUACCACAUGAAGAAGCUCGCCAUCACCGCAGGCAAGGCUUUCAGAUACAUAAUCCCGGCGGAUCUGUUCUCUGACCCGGAGGAGGGCAGCAACCUGACAUUUACGAUGUACGACUCUGACAAUGUGCCGCUGUCCCCCAACUCCUGGAUACAGUUCAUACCGGCCAAGAGGGAGGUCUACGGAUUACCUUUAGAAUCCCACGUAUCCAGAUGGAACUUCAGAGUUGAGGCUCAAGACAGCGAGGGUUUGGUCGCGAGAGGUCCAUUAGACAUCACAGUCCAGCAGCACAGAGGUGGUAGGACCAUCAAUCACCAGUUCAUCAUGCAGUUCAAACUGCUGAAGAAAUACACGAACGCCAUCGACUGGCAGAUACGAGCGCUGGAGGGUAUCGUCAAUCUCUUCAGGGACACGGAUAUGGACCAUCUGACUGUCCUCAAUGCGACUGUCACCGGAGACCUCUGCGAGUACGUCUGGACCAAUGACACCCUGCCUAAAGAUCCCUCGUGUCCCAUGGAUGACAUCAAGAGGCUCAUGAAGAUAAUGGAGUCAGAGACGGAGGCGGGCGCGCCGUCUGCGGCGCUGGUGCGGGCGAUGUCGCCGGAGCUGGGGGCGGUGCGCGUGCGCUGGGCGGGGGCGGGGCCGGGGGCGGGGCGGUGCGCGCCCGCCCAGCCUCGCCCGCACGACACCUACCCGCCUGUCACACGCAACCAGGUCGACCAUCUCACCGCCACUGUCGGACAUCUGCUCGUAUAUAAAGUACCAGAGGAUACGUUCUUCGACCCGGAGGAUGGUGGUACCCGCAACCUGGCGCUGUCACUGAGACGCGCUGACCGCUCGGAGCUGGCGCCGACUCAUUGGUUGCAGUUUGAUCCCCGCAACCAGGAGUUCUACGGCCUCCCCGCCGCCGACGACGAGGGCACCGUGCACUACCAGCUCAUCGCGGAAGACUCUAGCAAGAAGAGCGCUUACGACAGUCUGAUAGUGGAAGUAGUGAAGGCGCCCACCAUCCGGCCCACUGUGGAGUUCCACAUGACGCUGGACAACCCGUACUCCUCACUCGCCACCAGCGCCCGCAACAAGCGACGUCUGGUCGAGCGCCUCGCCAACCUCUUCCACCAGCACCACACCGACAACAUCCGGGUGCAUGCCAUCACCGACAACCCCACCACCAUCGUAUGGUAUAACACCAGUUUACCAAUGGACAGAUGUCCUAAGAAAGAAAUCGAGGAAUUACGUAACAUGAUAAUAGUAGACGAGAGAGGUUCUAAUGGCGGCAACCUUCGAGAGAGAGUCGAUACAAUAUUUGACAAAGAUUUCAACGUUAUGUCCAUCCGACUAAUAUCACAAGGCCUCUGUGCAGAACAGAAUACUAAGAUGUCGAAGGGCGGGCUGGGACCAAUUAAUACUGGUACCAACUUACAGAACAAAGCCAGUAAUGCAGAUCCGGAGUACUCAGAUUAUUUGGUGACAUUCGUAAUUCCAGCUGUAGUUAUUGUAUGUAUGAUUCUUGUUGCUGGUGUCAUCGCCUGCGUACUCUACAAACGAAGACGUACAGGUAAAAUGAGCGUCGGAGAUGAAGAGGAACGUCAAGCAUUCCGCUCGAAAGGCAUCCCGGUGAUCUUCCAGGACGAGCUGGAGGAGAGAGGUGACUCUGAACCCGUCCACAAGAGUCCUGUCAUCAUGCGCGAGGAGAAGCCGCCUCUGCUUCCGCCCGCGCCCGACUACCGGGCGGGUGAAGACGCGCCCUACCGCCCGCCCCCGCCCUUCGCCGCCUCGCGCACGCCCCCGCGCCCCAAAGCCACGCCCACCUACAGGAAGCCGCCGCCCUACGUCCCGCCUUAAGUCUCCGCCACGCCUACCUCUCACAACUUAACAUCGGGUUUCCUCAACCUUCAUUUAAACUUAUGUGAAACGCGUUUAUUUUAAUGUUCGCUUCAUUAACUACGGAGACAUCUUACCUAGUCGAUAUUCAGCUAUAACUAUUUUAUUUAUACGGUCCUUUUAUAGAUUUGAUUCAAACAAUCUCUGAUGAAAAUUAGAAACGAUUUAUUCCUUACAUUUGUGUAAGAUCGUUUGAACUUGAUUUUUUAUAUUUAUUUGUAAACUUUUAAUCGUAAUUCGUCAUUUAUUCUUAUGAAAUUUAAAAGGAAAGCUAAGAAUGCAUUUAUUAUAUGAAUUAAGGUGACCUCAUAUCGUAAAGGAAGGAAUUGUGCACAAUUUUGUGACUACGAAUUUCUUAUACAACGUAAGUUAUGUCGCGUAGUUUUCAAAUAGUUAAAUCGCGUCGUUUAAAUAUACAAGAACUGAAACUUCACAAUGAAAUAAUUAUAAUAGUUAUUGUUGAAGUAGGAAUAUAGUUAGAAGUACGGACCGUUUGAAUACCAAAUAUUUUGUAUAGAUAGACUCUUAC
This is a messenger RNA of Papilio machaon (common yellow swallowtail), 4309 nucleotides long. RefSeq names its product dystroglycan 1 (gene Dg). The record is from RefSeq and is a predicted model, not a curated record. Bases 61 to 3741 code for a protein of 1226 amino acids. Lineage: Eukaryota; Metazoa; Arthropoda; Insecta; Lepidoptera; Papilionidae. Gene Ontology annotation, molecular function: laminin binding; calcium ion binding. The transcript is spliced from 18 exons. Gene Ontology annotation, biological process: nerve development; muscle attachment; axon guidance. Gene Ontology annotation, cellular component: dystrophin-associated glycoprotein complex; dystroglycan complex; sarcolemma.